GUGCGUGUAGAAGUGGCGUGGUCGUGCCGACCCGGCGGGCAACAGGCUCCGGGUUCAGUGGCUGUGAACGCCUAUUUUCUUCUUCUUGUAAAACGUUGCCAGCCUCUUGUUGUUGCACGUUGGGGACCAUUCUCACAAGAUCAUCUCAAGAGUCGCAUUUCUUUCCAGCGCUCUCGCCUCGUCAUCAGCUCUUGCUCGCUCGCCCCUCGAGCCUCCCUCUGCUCUGUUGUCUCUCGUGGGCACCAAACAUCAUGGCAGCCCAUAUUGCCUUUACUCAACCAACCAGUGUGCGGGUCAAGAGCCCGCACGUCCAGUACCAGGACAGCGCCAUGGUGAGCCAGUACGAUUACCACAAAACCCUCGUUGAGACGGACGCCGACGGCAACGUGCAGGCCGUGCCCACCACCACCCGUUACGAGCUGCGGACCGAGACCAAUGUUCCCAAGCUCGGCGUUAUGCUGGUUGGCCUGGGCGGCAACAACGGUACCACGGUUGUCGGUGCCACGGUAGCCAAUCGCCUCAAUCUGCAGUGGAACGAUCGUGAGGGCCUCAAGAGCCCCAACUACUGGGGUUCCGUCACCCAAGCCAGCACCACCAAGCUGGGCGUGGAUGCCCAAGGCAACGAUGUUUUUGUGCCCUUUGCCAGUCUCCUGCCCAUGGUUCAUCCCAACGACGUCGUCUUUGACGGCUGGGACAUUAGCGGUCUGAACCUUGCCGAUGCUAUGGACCGUGCCCAGGUCCUGGAGUAUGACCUCCGCCGCCAGCUCAAGCCCCAUCUGGCUCAGAUUGUGCCGCGCCCCGGCAUUUACUACCCCGAUUUCAUUGCCGCCAACCAAGCCGAUCGUGCCGACAACGUCCUCGCUGGUACCGACAAGCAGGUUCACCUGGACCAGCUUCGCGCCGACAUUCGUGACUUUAAGACACGCCACCAGCUUGAUAAGGUUAUCGUGUUGUGGACCGCCAACACGGAGCGUUUCGCCGAUGUGACCGAGGGUGUCAACACCACGGCCACCGACCUGUUGCAAAGCAUUCGUGACAGCCACCCCGAGGUGGCCCCCUCCACCGUGUACGCUGUUGCGGCCGUCCUUGAGGGCUGUGCCUUCAUCAACGGUUCCCCCCAAAACACCAACGUGCCCGGUUUGAUUGAAUUGGCCGAGCAACAGCGCGUGUUUGUGGGCGGCGACGAUUUCAAGUCGGGUCAGACCAAGAUGAAGAGCGUGCUCGUUGACUUUUUGGUCAACGCUGGCAUCAAGCCCGUGGGCAUCACCUCCUACAACCACCUUGGCAACAACGACGGCAAGAACCUCUCUGCACCUAGCCAGUUCCGCUCCAAGGAAAUUUCAAAGUCCAACGUCGUCGAUGACAUGGUGGCCUCCAACGGCAUUCUUUAUCAGCCAGGGGAGCACCCCGACCACGUCGUCGUGAUCAAAUAUGUCCCGGCCGUUGGCGACAGCAAGCGGGCCUUGGACGAGUACUACAGCAAAAUCUUCAUGCACGGAACCAACACAAUUUCCAUGCACAACACCUGCGAAGACAGCUUGCUGGCCACGCCCCUGAUCAUCGAUCUCUUUGUGCUCUGUGAGCUGUUGCAGCGCAUCUCGUGGCGUGUCAUCGAGGGCAGCGACGACCAAUUUCGUCCUCUCGCCACUGUGUGCUCCCCCCUCAGCUACCUGCUCAAGGCCCCUCUGGUGCCUCACGGCGCCCCCGUGGUCAAUGCCCUUUUCAAGCAGCGUUCGAGCGUCAUCAACCUGCUUCGUGCCUGCCUCGGCCUCGCGCCCGAGAGUCACAUGGGCUUGGAGCACAUUACCGUCAACCAGGUCGCAAGUUCGACCCCGAGCAGCUAAUUGGCGCUGCCUCAAAUCCUGGCCCGUCCGUGCUUCUCGCAGCGCUGUCACAUACAACGGAAGCCAUCGCCUGUCCACUAGCGUUUCCACCACCGUUGCCAUAGGAAGGGCAACAAACGAAAUUUACAUCAUAGAUGUU
Monosiga brevicollis MX1 is the source of this 1983-nucleotide messenger RNA. RefSeq lists its product as uncharacterized. Gene Ontology annotation, biological process: phospholipid biosynthetic process; inositol biosynthetic process. Lineage: Eukaryota; Choanoflagellata; Craspedida; Salpingoecidae. Bases 252 to 1844 code for a protein of 530 amino acids. The transcript is spliced from 5 exons. Gene Ontology annotation, cellular component: cytoplasm. Gene Ontology annotation, molecular function: inositol-3-phosphate synthase activity. The record is from RefSeq and is a predicted model, not a curated record.